Molecule: messenger RNA, 3307 nt
Organism: Lepisosteus oculatus (spotted gar)
Lineage: Eukaryota; Metazoa; Chordata; Actinopteri; Semionotiformes; Lepisosteidae
Source: RefSeq, a predicted model, not a curated record
CAGAUGGGCGGGGGGCGGAGCCAGGGCCGGCGGAGUUUGCGCGAUACGAAUCCGAUCACACUGGGGCGAGUGUUUUGCUUUGAGCCGAGCAGCUCGCUGUGGGUAAAAUGGCUGUACGGACGGAGCAGGGGAUCCCUCUGAGCGCGCUCUGCCCGAAGUUCUUGCACACCAAUUCCACCAGUCACACCUGGCCUUUCAGCGCUAUCGCUGAAUUAAUAGAUAAUGCCUAUGAUCCAGAUGUGAAUGCCAAGCAGUUCUGGAUUGACAAGACUCUGAUCAAGGAAAUGGAAUGUUUGACGUUCACGGACAAUGGAAACGGAAUGAGCCAUGACACAAUUCAUAAAAUGCUGAGUUUUGGCUUCAGCGACAAGCAGGCAAUAAACGGACACGUCCCAGUUGGGAUGUAUGGAAAUGGGUUUAAGUCGGGAUCGAUGCGCCUGGGCAAAGAUGCCCUUGUGUUCACCAAGAAUGGCAAAACGAUGAGCAUCGGCCUUCUGUCGCAGACCUUCUUGGAGGCCACCAAGGCCGAGAACAUCGUUGUUCCGAUCGUGACCUUCUGUCAGAAUAGACGCCUGGUGACCCAGGACUCCAGGGCCAGCCUGGACGCCAUUCUCCAACACUCCCUUUUCAGAACCGAGAGGGAGCUCACGGCGGAGCUUGACGCCGUCAUGGGAAAGCACGGAACAAGAAUCAUCAUCUGGAACUUAAGGAAGAUGUCCAAUGGGAAGAUGGAGUUUGAUUUUGACACGGAUAAGUACGAUAUCCGGAUUCCUGCGGACGUGUUGGACAAUUCCAGUGAGAAGUAUAAAAAACAGGAGCGACACGAGCAGUCGGUGCCAGAGAGUGACUACUCGUUACGGGCAUAUUGCAGUAUUUUAUACCUUAAACCUCGAAUGCUGGUCAUUCUGAGAGGACAAAAAGUGAAAACACAGCUCAUCUCCAAAAGUCUUGCAUUCAUUGCAAAAGACAACUACAAACCAUCCUUUCUGAAUAAUAAAAGUGUCCGGAUCACUUUUGGAUACAACACAAAGAGCAAGGAGCAGUACGGAAUACUGAUGUACCACAAAAACCGACUCAUUAAAGCGUACGAGAGAGUGGGCUGCCAGCUCAAGGCAAACAACAUGGGCGUGGGGGUAGUUGGAGUGAUUGAGUGCAACUUUCUGAAGCCUACUCACAAUAAACAAGAUUUUGACUACACUGAUGAAUACAGGAAAACAAUCUAUAAUUUGGGCAUAAAACUAGCAGAGUAUUGGAAUGAAAUACGAUACAAACGCACUAAAGAUGAUCCUAACAAUACUGUGCCAGUUGAAGACACAGAGAAGCGGCCGGAUCAGAACUGGGUGCAGUGCGACGAGUGUCUGAAGUGGAGGAAGCUUCCAGAUGGCAUCAACCCUGCCAGCCUCCCCGAUAAGUGGUACUGCCGGAUGAACCCCGAUACACAGUUCAGGAGCUGCCAAGUUGAAGAAGAGCCGGAGGAUGAUGAUGCCCAACCCACUUAUGACAAAACCUACAAGCGACAGGAGAGGUAUAAUAAGAUGAGACAAGAGAAAUCUAAACAGCAGCAGCAGGAAGAGGAGAAGAGAAAAGCAGAAAUGCAGAUUAUGUACAGCAAGAUAGAGAAGCAGCUUCAGAAGGACCACGAAGUCUUGAAGCGACAGCUCCGUGAAAAUAACUUCCAGGUGACUCUUCCACACCAGGUGUCCUCUCCACCAGCAACGCCUCCCGCCAGGAACAACGGGAUGCCGAUGAUCACGAAUGUACGCUCGCUGUCUUCUGAGGGAGCAAGGACAAAGCGCACUUUGCCUUUGGAACCAAGCAGCUCAGAAGUGAAGAAGCCCAAGACGAAUGGCGUGCACAAUGGAGCAGUGAGUGCGGAGCCUGGCGACGUUGACAUGGAUCUUGUUAUCGUCGAAGAUAAGAGUACCCCGAAGCCAAAGACUGCGUUUGACCUCGCCAAGGUCAAAGUGGAGCGCCGGAGCAGCACGGAGCAGACGGGCAUGCGUAUGGAGUGCAGCAGUGACGCCGCCCCGGAGUCCCCCACUGAAACGCCAGCAGCCGCCCCCUCGACCUCCCCAGCCCCUCUCGGCGACAGGCAGUCUGCGGAAACCCAGACUGACGUCAAGCCCGUCUUGAAGCAGCCGGACCACCCCCCCGGGGGGGUGGCGGUCGCGGGGAAGCCGCAGGGGGAGGGGCCGGCGAGCGACUCGGUGGCGAGACUGCAGGGCGAGCUCGCGCGGGCCCAGGCGCAGCAGGACGAGCUGAUGGGACUGAUGCACACCACCGCCAAGGAGCGGGACGCCUACAAAGACGAGACCCACAAGCUGACCUGCCAGGUGGUGGAUUUAGAGAAGGAGGUGCAGGAGCUGACGCAGAAGCUCAUGAAGAAGGAGGUGUGCCAUCAGGCCACGGAGACUGACUGGCAGGGAGUGGGCGGGGGCGUGACGCCAGCACCCGGCUCCGAUUCGUGUCAGGCGGGCCUCGGGGAGCUGCAGAGGGACUAUGAGCAGCUCCAGAAGGAACUGCAGGAGCUCAGAAAGAAGUGGGACACCCUGCAGGCCACAAAAUCCGCUUGUAGUGACUGUUCAAGCCCAAAUGACGACGACCUGAUUCUGCAGGUGGAUUCCCUCCUCAGAGACCUGGACAGGUGUGGAGGAGAGAGAGACGAAUACAAGAGGAAGGUCGAGGUGCUGGAGACGGAGAAAGCCAGGAUCUUGUCGGAGCGUGAAGAGCUGAAGAAGGCCGUCGAUGACCUGACCUGUAAAAUGGAGAGACAGGCAGAGAACGGAGCCUGCAGUUCCAGCACGGAUGGAGAGCCAAGCCCAUCUGCAGAAGACAGCUGGAGACUUAGAUCUCUUCGGAUGAGCAUCGGAAAGCUGCUAGUGACCUUCGUCCCGGCUCUGGACCUGGAGCAAGUGAACUACGAGAGCGACGUCAUUGACGAGAUCUUGGAUCAGGUUCUGGAUCAAGUCACGUUGUGCAGCUCGACGUAGCUCUCUGCUGGUGCCGAUCACCCCCGGUCAGCCUUGUGCAAGGAAGCGGACAGCUUCGUUUCGAUUUGCUCUCUGUGGGGAGUUCUGUGCAUCCUGCUUUUACCUCAUUUUUUGACGUCUGAAUCAAGAACUCCGAAUGUGCAUUUUCUUACUAGGAAAAUAAUGGACGCUGUUAAUCAAAUUUUGGCAUCCUUCAUUUUAAGCUGUUAACAUUCAACCAGUCAGCUCUGAUGUUUUGUCAGCCUGGUAUUUCCAAGGUCUAAACACCAAUUCAUGCUUUCAAGUGUAGUUAUUAAAGACUCCUGACUUAAUCUUCA